UAUACUCUCCGUGUCUCCAACUUCUCUUUGAUUUUCCCCAUGAAUCGUAUUUUUGCCACCGGUGGAACAUUAUUGCGUUCAAACUUUUCUAAAUUUUUAAAAAAUCCGCACAAUAAAAUGGUGUCCUUGGAACAGGUUGUGGAAAAUAAUAAACGCAGUCAAGAGAUCAUAGAAUCCCUCAAGAGCGAAUUAACAGCCAUACGUGGAGAACUUAUAAGCCGCAAAAAGCGUGAACUAAUUGCUGAAAAUGCCCAGCUACAGAAACAAGUAGAGUUGGCUAAAGCCCAGCUAAUAGCUUUGGAAAUAAAGAAUGGCAAAAAACAAAUAACAGUGCCCGGAGCACGUAACUUAUGUACUGAUGCCAAGGCAACAGCAGCAGCACCUGUGGCUGAAGUUGCUGCACAACCCACUGAAGCUAAACAAGAUACUAAGCAGAAACCCAACAAAGAAAAGAAACCCAAAAAAGAAAAACCCGCUGCUGCUGACAACAAAGAAGCCGCUGCCGAAUUACCCGUGGAUGUCAGUCGUUUAGAUUUGCGUGUUGGUAAGAUAGUUGAGGUGGGGCGUCAUCCUGAUGCCGACAGUUUGUAUUUGGAAAAGAUCGAUUGUGGUGAGGCACAACCGCGCACCGUUGUUUCUGGCCUUGUGAAAUUUGUACCCAUCGAAGAGAUGCAAAAUCGUAUGGUUGUGGUCAUGUGUAAUCUUAAGCCUGCCAAAAUGCGUGGUAUCACCUCAGAGGCCAUGGUCAUGUGUGCCUCCACUCCCGAAAAAGUUGAAGUUUUAAGUCCGCCUGAAGGUUCCGUACCCGGAGAUCUAGUACACUGCGAGGGCUAUCCCAGACAACCCGAUGCCCAAAUGAACCCCAAAAAGAAAAUCUUCGAGACUUGUGCACCCGACUUGAAAACAAAUGAUGCUUUGGUGGCGUGUUUUAAGGGUGCUGUUUUACAUGUACCCGGCAAGGGCAAUGUAGUGGCCCAGACUUUGAAAAAUGUUCAGGUUAAGUAGAGAUAUUGGUUGUUUUAUUAAUAAAACGAGGAACGAUUAAAAAGAUGAAAAGGAAAAUUAAAAA
Messenger RNA from Calliphora vicina (urban bluebottle blowfly), 1069 nucleotides. It is a transcript of the gene AIMP1, whose product is annotated as aaRS-interacting multifunctional protein 1. Bases 40 to 1005 code for a protein of 321 amino acids. Lineage: Eukaryota; Metazoa; Arthropoda; Insecta; Diptera; Calliphoridae. The transcript is spliced from 2 exons. The record is from RefSeq and is a predicted model, not a curated record. Gene Ontology annotation, molecular function: tRNA binding.